CACUCUCCCUGCUUUCAGUCUCUUGCUGCCUUCCCAAGCAGUUCUUUGCUUUGGGUCUUGUGCUGCCACGAAGCCCUCUUUUAUUCUAUUUUGUUCUUUUUCAUUUGUUAAAGAGGGCGCCUCCUCUUGUAGAUUUCCCUUUUUUCUUCCCCCUCCCUCUCCUCUCGCUCUAGGAUCAAAACCUCUCACUUUAAGCCACUCUUGCUCCAUCUUUCCUAUGCAUGUCUCUGUGGCUGAGGGGAACAGGGACCGGACUCUCCCCUCUUCCUCUCUUCUUCUUCUUCCUCCUCCUCCUCUUCCACCUCCUCUGCCUCUCCAUCCUCCACUUCACCUCUUGUCUGCUCACUUCCUAACGGAGGGAUCAUGUUCUAUUUCCAGCUGGUGAUCAUGGCUGGGACUGUGCUGCUGGCUUACUACUUUGAGUACACGGACACGUUUCCUGUGCACAUCCAAGGCUUCUUCUGCUACGACAAGACCUUCUCUAAGCCGUACCCAGGUCCGGACAACACCAGCAAGAUCCCACCUGUGCUCAUCUACUCACUUGUCACAGCUGUACCCACCCUCACGAUUCUUGUAGGGGAGCUGUGUGCGUUCUUCACAAAGGCAGAGGGAACCCAGGAGAAGACCAUUGUCACUGCAGACUGCUGUUACUUCAACCCCCUACUGAGACGCAUAAUACGCUUUCUUGGUGUCUAUACUUUUGGCCUGUUCACUACCACCAUUUUUGCCAACGCUGGCCAGGUUGUAACAGGAAACCAGACGCCUCACUUCCUGUCUGCCUGCAGACCAAACUACACAGCACUAGGUUGCCAGUCCACAAUGCAGUACAUCACAGAGCGCCGUGCCUGUACAGGAAACCCACUUGUUGUCAUGUCCGCACGGAAAUCCUUCCCAUCCAAGGAUGCAGCACUCAGUGUCUACUGCGCACUGUACACAGUGAUGUACGUGACACUGGUGUUUAAGACCAAAGGCACACGGCUGACCAAGCCCACCAUCAGCCUGACCCUGCUCUGUUUGGCCAUGCUUGUAGGAAUUGUCAGAGUGGCUGAGUAUCGCAACCACUGGGCUGACGUCCUGGCGGGAUUCUUUGCCGGGGGAUCCAUUGCAGUGUUUUUGGUGACUUGUGUGAUUAACAACUUUCAGCAGUUGCAGCCAAGCCCUCUUCCUCUGCAACCCCAGCGGCCUGAGUCGAUGCUAGGCAUGCCGAUGGUGACGAUGCCAUGUGUGGAAAGUCCACUCGAAAAACUCCACGGGGAUCUCCGUUCACUGAGAUCACAUGACCAUCAGCCCUAUCGGUUCCCCAUCACCCCCGAUGUCAUCAUACCGUCUCGCUCCAUUUCCAGCGAAGUCUAGAUCAGUCGGAGCAGCACUCGCCCCACUGUGCGGCCCAUCCGGCCGGACGGUACGCAACGCUGCAUCGCUCCUAUUCCACGCAGGUCUAGACCCCCCUUGAUAAACAAACACCCUACCAUGUUGCCCUCUAUACCCCCGGGGAACCGAUAGGCAAACUCUUAAAAAGACUUUCUCUUUGAUGGACUCUCCUUAAAGAGCAGGACAUUCUUUAUGGAGUCAGGUGAAACUCUAUCUUUUGUUUUUGUAUGUUAUAACUGAAGACCUUGGUUGUUCUUUUUUUGUAUAAACUCUGAUAUGGGAACUGUGACCACUGAGAAUGUCCAAUCUUUUAAUUUUACUGUGGUCAAAUAAGUUUUCAAUGUUUGAAGGAAGCAUGUGCUGAAAACUAAAAGUGAGGAUAAACUUCCUGUUUGUCCCCUAAGACACUCUAUUAUUUGGAGUUUAUCAUGUUGGACCAAAAAGAAAACAGCUAAGAGAUCCAUGUGCUGCUGAGAUUUAUUUGUAGAAAGCUCCUUUCAGCAAGCCAUAUGCACAUAGACAAACAAACAUGUUUACUUGCGUCAGUUUUUUGGUGUUUACAAAAUCUGAGAUAAAUGGCCAGGGGACUUUUACUAACCCUUACCAUAUUUUUUGUAGUCUUAACCUAAUCCUUACCCUAUUCAUAAUCUUACUCAUCACUUAACCAAACUCCUAAUUUAAGCACUAUUCCAAAAUUUUCCUUUUGCUAACUUGGCAUACGAUUUUUGUCCACAGCUGCUCAAUAAACUGAUCUUAAGUUUUGUUUCUGUCCCUAAAAGUGAUGGAAGUCUUACCCAAAACCUCACACACUUGACAACAGCAUAGAUGUUGCAGUCUGAGUAGCAGUUCCAUUACUGGCUCCACACAGGGUUUAUUUUGAUUGAAGAAUUCCUCUCAGAUCUCUCAGUGGACACAGCAAACAGGAUGGAAGUACCAACACCUUCACUUGGCUUUCUUCUCCUUGUUUUUUUUUUUUUUUUUUCUUUUCUUUUCUUUUUUCUUUUUUUUUUUGGAUCAGGUGGUUGCAGCUUCGCCAAAAUCUAAUGUGAAAUACAAACACUUUUGAUAAAACAAAGCCAAGCUCUUGACUGCAGGUGGCAAAACAGUGACACGAAUCAAGUGCAUCUCAAUCAGGAACAUUUUUUUGCUGUACUUUUUUGAAAUGAGAAGUCGACAUGCAAAACACCUCUGUGAUUCCAGCAGGCUAUUCUUUACUUGCUUUGGUUGUUUUAUCACUCCUCAACAGCAUUUCCCACUAUGAACUGAUUUUUUUUUUUUUUUUUUUUUUGAGAAUUUUUGGAAGGGUUACAAAAGACUGCCUCAGUCAUGUAAUUAUUGUGAUUUGUUUUCAGAUUUGUUAAUAGAUUUAUUCUUUGAUAUAUAUGUAGAGUGUGGUUGCCAUAAGCGCUCAGUUUGGCGUGACAGUUUUGCUGAUUUUGAUUUGCACAUUCCAUCAAACACAUUUUUUUAUUCACCCUCCUCUUCAUCUUUUCACACUGUCUGUUUAGCUCCUGUCUCUGUGACAUUAGUUUCUUGCCUAUAAUACCAUCAUCGUGCUGUGAAAUGUUUCCCUCUGCUGGACAACACACAAAAACAGAGACCUGCACAUAAAAAUAAAGACAUUUUUACAAUGCACACACCAUUCACAUGUUUCAAAAGCACACAGUCACACACAUACCCCGUGUCCUAGAUGUAAAAAUGUGUUUGUAUGAUAAUGCAAAUAAAACUUUUUUCUAUUAAGCUUGUGAUGUUUACACAAGCUUCACCAACACUUUAUGUAGAGAAUGGGGACUAUAUUGUGCUAAUAAUGAUGAACAGUGUAAAUGAAGGUGCUGUAUCACUCCUAAACCAACAUCAGAUUUGUCUGAAAACACCCAGAUGGCUCAUUCUUCGAGUCAAAUGUCUGUUGGACAGCUGUUGGAACUGUUUACUCAUGUUUUCUGCUGUAUGUUUAUUGGAGAAUGAACUCAAAGUCCUCUGUGUUUGGAAUUCAGAUAUAAGCAUAAAACAUGGAUUUAAA
This is a messenger RNA of Cheilinus undulatus (humphead wrasse), 3391 nucleotides long. It is a transcript of the gene plppr2a, whose product is annotated as phospholipid phosphatase related 2a. Bases 364 to 1353 code for a protein of 329 amino acids. Lineage: Eukaryota; Metazoa; Chordata; Actinopteri; Labriformes; Labridae. Gene Ontology annotation, biological process: phospholipid metabolic process; phospholipid dephosphorylation; signal transduction. The record is from RefSeq and is a predicted model, not a curated record. The transcript is spliced from 6 exons. Gene Ontology annotation, molecular function: phosphatidate phosphatase activity.